Messenger RNA from Suillus subalutaceus, 2012 nucleotides. RefSeq lists its product as uncharacterized. Gene Ontology annotation, biological process: secondary metabolic process. NCBI's taxonomy places the organism in Eukaryota, Fungi, Basidiomycota, Agaricomycetes, Boletales, Suillaceae. The record is from RefSeq and is a predicted model, not a curated record. The transcript has 9 exons. Gene Ontology annotation, molecular function: CoA-ligase activity. Bases 232 to 1926 code for a protein of 564 amino acids.
CUCGCGCGCGACGAGUUCAUGGUACCCUGUUUUUGUUCGGAUUUUUCUCGGUUCCUUCGAAUGACUUCAAACCUGCCACCCUAUGACUUGUAUGGUAUGGUCUGGCUGACAACAGGGUACCAUGAACUCCACCGAUGCACCAUAUAAAAAGGCAGGUUAAUAACAGCACCUUUCAUAUUCCCAGCCGCAGUCAAUAUCACUGUUGAAGCCUUGGACAUUGGUUGUCAAAGCAUGUACUACAAGUCACUCUUCCCUGACCUGCCAAAGGUCCCAGAAUCUAAUGUUCACCACCUGCUCUUCAACCGGCCUGACCAGCGGGAGUGGCCAGAUUACACAUUAUUCGUGAAUGUGGCUACUGGCCAGCGGCGUUCAUUCAGGGAGUUUGUCGAGCGUGUCCGCGAUGGUGCUACUGCGUUAGGUGCUGAUGUGACACAAGGUGGCCUAGGUCUUCGUCCAGAGGAUGGAGAACUUGUAGGCAUACUGAGUGAGAACUGCCCAGACUAUGUAGCCCUGCUGCAUUCCCUACUGGCUAUCACUGUCCCGUUUGCGCUGUUCUCAUUCUAUUCAACACCGUGCGAGUUCAAAUACGCUAAUUCGCUCGUACAGGCGACUAGGAUCUUUGCUAGUCCCUCGCUACUACAACUCGCUUUGACUUCAGGUCUCCCAGCAGAUCGGAUUUACCUCCUAGAAGGAGAGAAUACUGGCUAUACAAGUUUCGAACAAUUCAUCUCCUCUGCCCGAAGGAAUGGUGUUCCACGUCUGCCAGUUCGUCAUGCUACCAAGGACACUCUAGCCUACCUGAUGUAUUCCAGUGGAACAAGCGGUCCUCCCAAAGCGGUCAUGGUGUCCCACGGAAAUAUCACUGCCGUCACCCUCUCAACAAUGGUAAACGGUAAGGAAAUGGCUAAAACUCAGGCUCCAGUAUGGAACACCCCUGAUGGGCUAGAAGUGUCCUUCAAUGUCCUUCCGCUCUUUCACACUAUCGGCCUUACCACGACUGGCUUCUUCAGCUUCGUCAAGCGUUCCACGAUUGUUAUGCUACCGAAGUGGGACAUCGAUAUAUUCUUUGACAGCAUCCCGAAAUACCACAUCACGACCACAUACCUCCGCGCCUCCUUUCUACACCAGCUCGUUCACCACCCACGCUUCAAAACUGCUGAUAUGAAGUCGGUUAAGACAAUCGGAAGCGGCGGAGCGUACCUCCCUCCCCAGCUCGCAGACCAAGUUUGCGCCCGUUUCACAGACAUGCCAAGAGUUACUGAACGUUAUGGCAUGACCGAAUUGACAACAUCCAUCGCCAUGACGCCCAUCCCCGGCAUGCUCAAUGGACGUGCCAAAUACAAGCCUGGCUCUGCCGGAAUUCUCCUCCCCGGUGUCGAAGCCCGCGUUGUCCGUCCUGACGGGUCCCUAGCGGGUCCGAACGAGGCGGGCGAGCUUCUCGUUCGCGGAGGUUCUGUGGCGCUGGGAUACAAAGGAAACGACAAGGCCACUCGGGAAACGUUUGUUGAUGGAUGGGUGCGCACGGGCGACCAGAUACGGAUCGAUGAGGACGAGGUGCUUUUGACACACUCAAAAUCUCAGGCAUGCAAGUUUCUUCCCGUCGAAAUUGAGGACACGAUCCUGGCACAGCCCGACAAGCUCAUUACUGAUGUGAGCGUCGCGGGCGUUUCGGGUGGGUGGACCUCAGACGAACGCAUACCGCGCGCAUGGAUCGUAUUAUCUGCAGCGGGCGCAGCGUUGGGUGAGAAAGAGGUUGUGACACGGCUCGAUGCGUGGGUGCAGCAGCGCCUGAGUUGGUUUAAGUGGUUGACAGGAGGCAUUGAGAUUUUAGAGGUGAUUCCAAAGUCGCCAACUGGGAAGGCGUUGAGACGGGUGUUGGUUGAGGGGUAUGAAAAAGAUGUGAAACUGCUUGCGAAAUUGCAUUAGGAAAGUGUGAGAUUCCUGCAGGCAGCUAUGUCCCAUGUACGCGUCUUUAGAUCACGCACUCAUUCUAUGAAAAAUUGUUGUCGAUG